Molecule: messenger RNA, 2877 nt
Organism: Eutrema salsugineum
Lineage: Eukaryota; Viridiplantae; Streptophyta; Magnoliopsida; Brassicales; Brassicaceae
Product: protein RRP6-like 2
Exons: 14
Coding region: 1-2616 (871 amino acids)
Biological process (GO): nuclear polyadenylation-dependent CUT catabolic process; exonucleolytic trimming to generate mature 3'-end of 5.8S rRNA from tricistronic rRNA transcript (SSU-rRNA, 5.8S rRNA, LSU-rRNA); nuclear polyadenylation-dependent snoRNA catabolic process
Cellular component (GO): nucleolus; nuclear exosome (RNase complex)
Molecular function (GO): 3'-5'-RNA exonuclease activity; nucleic acid binding; nucleotide binding
Source: RefSeq, a predicted model, not a curated record
AUGAGCGAUGGUAACAUGGACGUCGACGAAUCACAGGUUUCUUGCAAAGCAAAGUCCCUAGAGUCAUUAGCCGACGGUUCUUUCUCCAAGACUCUCUCGAAACUCUCAUCGUCUUCUCGUGUGAUUCCUACGAGUAAAGAUUUUCACUUUUACUACAACUUCGAAGAAUUCAAACGACCCAUCGACGAGAUAGCUAAAACCUCUAAGCCCAUCCUCGACACGAUCGGCGAUUCAGAGCAGGUCUGGGGAAAACCGAUGAGGUUUCCCGGCGAUAUCGAAGAAGACGAAGCCGAUGAUUGGCUUUGCAACGUGAACGAUGAGUUUCUCGAGAGAUUCGAUGUUUCGGUUGAUGAGUUUAAGAGGAUUCGAAAGAAAGAGGAGGAAAUCGGUCGGACAUUGGCGUCUGAUUGUGAUGAGAAUGGGUUUCAGAUGGUUUAUGGGAAGAAGAAGAAACCGGUGAGUAGUUUAGUUUCUGGCUCUGUUAGAAACGGUGGCUCCAUGAUUGAUGUUAAGGUCGCUGAGAGGGAUAAUAAGAACUUAUCUGGUAAGGCCAAAGUUCCUUUCCAUAUACCGACCAUAAAGAAACCUCAAGAGGAGUUUAACAUAUUGGUGAACAACGCGAAUCAGCCGUUUGAGCAUGUUUGGUUAGAGAGGAGCGAGGACGGUCAGAGAUUUAUGCAUCCACUGGAGAAACUUUCUGUGAUUGACUUCAUUGACGAAAACGAUACUGAACCUGUUAUACCCCUCCCAUUGGAAGAGACUCCAUUCAAGCUUGUUCAAGAAGUGAAAGAUCUGAAAGACGUAGUCGCUAAAUUGCGUACUGUUGAAGAGUUUGCGGUUGAUCUGGAGCAUAAUCAGUAUCGAUCUUUUCUAGGAUUGACAUGCUUAAUGCAAAUUUCCACCAGAACUGAGGAUUAUAUCGUUGAUACAUUCAAGCUUCGUGUUCACAUUGGUCCUUACUUAAGGGAGAUUUUCAAAGACCCUAAAAAGCGAAAGGUAAUGCAUGGAGCAGAUCGAGAUAUUGUUUGGCUUCAACGGGACUUCGGCAUAUAUGUCUGCAAUCUCUUUGACACAGGACAGGCUUCAAAGGUGCUAAAGUUGGAGAGAAAUAGCCUAGAGUUUCUUUUGCAGCAGUUUUGUGGAGUUACUGCGAAUAAAGAAUACCAAAAUGCGGACUGGAGAAUACGACCCCUUCCAGAGGAAAUGACAAGAUAUGCAAGAGAAGAUACCCACUAUCUUUUGUACAUAUAUGAUGUAAUGAAAAUAGAACUGCAAGAAAUGGCAAAGGGCGACCAGAAUACUGACUCUCCUCUGCUUGAGGUUUACAAGCGCAGUUACGAUGUGUGCACACAACUAUAUGAGAAAGAGCUCUUGACCGAGAAUUCAUACCUUCACGUAUAUGGGCUUCAAGCAGCGGGCUUCAAUGCAGCUCAACUUGCCAUUGUUGCUGGACUUUGUGAAUGGCGGGAUUACGUUGCACGUGCGGAGGACGAGAGCACUGGUUAUGUAUUGCCAAACAAAGUUCUUCUUGAAAUAGCCAAGGAGAUGCCUGUUAGCGUUGGAAAAUUGCGUCGGAUGUUGAAUUCGAAGCAUCCUUAUAUCGAGCGAAAUGUUGAUUCGGUGGUCAGUGUCAUCAGGCAAUCAAUGCAUAAUUGUGCAGCAUUUGAGUCUGCUGCUCUUUCUUUAAAAGAUGUGUCUCCUGGAAUUGUAAUGGAUAAGAAUACUGAACCUAUUAUUGAGAGGAAAGACAUAAAUCUUCACAUAGAAGACGUAGCGUCUCCGAGUUUAAAGGAAAAUUCUUUGCAUGUUGAGAACAAUAUCAUGGGCCGUACCACUGUUGCAGCUGAUACUAAUGAAGGGAGAGGUUUAGGCACAGGCUUGUUUGGUUCAACUAAGGCUACUGCGGCUGUUCUGAUCUCUAAGAAACCAAGCAGUGGUUUAGGAGCAUUACUGGGAAAUGCAGCAUCGAAAAAGAAAUUUAGAACUGAUAAGAAUGUAAAUGAAGAGGUGAAGCUCGAACAGAUAAGAUCAUCUGUAAACCUGCCAUUCCGUUCUUUUACCGACAAAGUUUCUUACUCAAAUUCAGCUACUCGACCAUCUCAGAAUGUUUAUGCGAAUCCCAUAGAGGUGUCCACUACUAUGCCAACCUCUGUUUCCAAGCAAGAUGGUGUGACAGAGUUGAAAGAUGAUUCAGAAGAAGCCUCAGAAACCGUUGGUACCUCUGGUAGAGUUUCAGAGUCGGUAGUAUCUGGUUUUGAGACAGACGAUGUUAUAUUGUUAGACAAUAGUUAUGAGAAGGAAGCUGAUGGGGAGGAUGAACCAAUGUCUCUCUCGGAAUUGUCCACAAACUUUCAGAAGUGCUUUAACUCCAUGAAUAAGAGCAAAAACAAGGCCCAAAAGCCUGAGUUUUUCAACGUAGAGCCCUUUGAUUAUGAGGCUGCAAGGAAAGAGGUGAAAUUUGGGGAAGAACAAAAGGGAAGACAAGGAGGAAAGAAAGAAGCUGGGUCAGGUAAGAAGAAGGGGUCAGGUGCACCAGAGGAGUCAGAGUUUGGGCAAGGAAAACGGCGUCAAGCCUUCCCGGCAUCCGGGAACCGAAGUGCAACUUUCAAGAGUUAGGUUGCGAAAUUUUCACUCACAACUGAAUGGAAUCAAGGCAAAUCUGAUCCAGGCAGUCGAUAUUGUUGUUUUAUUUAAAUUAUCAUUCUUUUUUUUUUCUGUGGUCAAUGGUGAUUUUUGGUUUGAUCAUUUUCACUGUCUACUAAAUAUUUCCCACUUUGAUGGGACUUAGGGAUAUAAAACUCGUUGGUUCGAAACAUCAAAUCUGAUUCGUAGUUUGAAUUAUUACGUGCAUUCGAGAGCACCUCGUCUUUGAUGGGU